AGUGCGACGGACUAGCGAGCGGCGGCUUUGCGGGCGGGAGCGGCAGCUUUUCUGUGGCGAGAGCGGUAGCUUUGCCGUAGAAAGCGGCUGCAACGCAGCUGCCAGAGGAGAGAUGCCGAGGGAGAUCAUCACCCUACAGUUGGGCCAGUGCGGCAAUCAGAUUGGGUUCGAGUUCUGGAAACAGCUGUGCGCCGAGCAUGGCAUCAGCCCCGAGGGCAUCGUGGAGGAGUUCGCCACCGAGGGCACUGAUCGCAAGGACGUCUUUUUCUACCAGGCAGACGAUGAGCACUACAUCCCGAGGGCAGUGCUGCUGGACCUGGAGCCCAGGGUGAUCCACUCCAUUCUCAACUCCCCUUAUGCCAAGCUCUACAAUCCAGAGAACAUCUACCUGUCGGAGCAUGGAGGAGGAGCUGGCAACAACUGGGCCAGUGGAUUCUCCCAGGGAGAGAAGAUUCACGAGGACAUUUUUGACAUCAUAGACCGGGAGGCAGAUGGCAGCGACAGCCUAGAGGGCUUCGUGCUGUGUCACUCCAUUGCUGGGGGAACAGGCUCUGGCCUGGGCUCCUACCUCUUAGAACGGCUCAAUGACAGGUACCCCAAGAAGCUGGUGCAGACAUACUCAGUGUUUCCCAACCAGGAUGAGAUGAGCGAUGUGGUGGUCCAGCCCUACAACUCACUGCUCACGCUCAAGAGGCUGACCCAGAACGCCGACUGUGUGGUGGUGCUGGACAACACAGCCCUGAACCGGAUCGCCACAGACCGCCUGCACAUCCAGAAUCCCUCGUUCUCCCAGAUCAACCAGCUGGUGUCCACCAUCAUGUCAGCCAGCACCACCACCCUGCGCUACCCCGGCUACAUGAACAACGACCUCAUCGGCCUCAUCGCCUCGCUCAUUCCCACGCCACGGCUCCACUUCCUCAUGACUGGUUACACCCCCCUCACCACGGACCAGUCGGUGGCCAGCGUGAGAAAGACCACGGUCCUGGAUGUCAUGAGGCGACUGCUGCAGCCCAAGAACGUGAUGGUGUCCACAGGCCGGGAUCGCCAGACCAACCACUGCUACAUCGCCAUCCUCAACAUCAUCCAGGGGGAGGUGGACCCCACCCAGGUCCACAAGAGCCUGCAGAGGAUCCGGGAACGGAAGCUGGCCAACUUCAUCCCCUGGGGCCCCGCCAGCAUCCAGGUGGCCCUGUCCAGGAAGUCGCCCUACCUGCCUUCUGCCCACAGGGUCAGUGGGCUCAUGAUGGCCAACCACACCAGCAUCUCCUCGCUCUUCGAGCGGACCUGUCGCCAGUAUGACAAGCUGCGGAAGCGGGAGGCCUUCCUAGAGCAGUUCCGCAAGGAGGACAUCUUCAAGGAGAACUUUGACGAGCUGGACACAUCCAGGGAGAUUGUGCAGCAGCUCAUCGAUGAGUACCACGCAGCCACAAGGCCAGACUACAUCUCCUGGGGCACCCAGGAGCAGUGAGUCCUCUGGAUCGGGACCCUCAUCUGCCUUACUGGUUGGCCCAGGCCCCGCCUGACUGACCACCCCUCAGAGCACAGAUCAGGGACCUCGCACCUUUUUCUUAUCAACACACUUACCCGUACUCUCUGUUGACCUGAUGACACAUGUAAUCUCCUUGUGAGACUGUUUAUGUUUAAUAAAGCACUGGAUAUAAAUCAA
Molecule: messenger RNA, 1666 nt
Organism: Bubalus bubalis (water buffalo)
Lineage: Eukaryota; Metazoa; Chordata; Mammalia; Artiodactyla; Bovidae
Product: tubulin gamma-1 chain
Exons: 11
Coding region: 113-1468 (451 amino acids)
Biological process (GO): mitotic cell cycle; mitotic spindle organization; cytoplasmic microtubule organization
Cellular component (GO): cytoplasm; microtubule; centrosome
Molecular function (GO): structural constituent of cytoskeleton; GTP binding
Source: RefSeq, a predicted model, not a curated record